Messenger RNA from Gossypium arboreum, 1179 nucleotides. RefSeq lists its product as uncharacterized. NCBI's taxonomy places the organism in Eukaryota, Viridiplantae, Streptophyta, Magnoliopsida, Malvales, Malvaceae. The coding region runs from base 1 to 1179 and encodes 392 amino acids. The record is from RefSeq and is a predicted model, not a curated record. The transcript has 7 exons.
AUGAGAAGAACAAAUUUUAAAGGAGUGAUCAUUUUCUUGGGGUUAACAGUUUGUUAUGUGCUUGGAGAGGCUGAUUUAGGGUUGGAUACGACAAAACCUAAGAUUUUGGAUGGAAAAAAUGUACCAAACAACCCUACAAGGCAUGCAGUGAAAUCAAUCCAGAGUGAAGAUGGUGACAUUAUAGAUUGCAUUGACAUUUACAAGCAACCUUCAUUGGAUCAUCCUUCUUUGAAGAAUCACAUCAUCCAGUUGGCACCAAGUUAUAAUCCAAACAUGGAGGAAAUUCAGACAAGUGAACAACCUUUGAGGAGUGUAACAUCUCAAGUAUGGCAGAAAAGUGGAAGCUGUCCAAAAGGAACAAUCCCAGUAGUUCGAAGAAGAACCCAUAAUGAUGAUGAGCUAUUAUCAAACUCAAGGAAGAAGAGUCCAUUGACCAAGGCAAUAUUGUUGACGGAAGGGUAUAACUAUGCGGGAGUGAAAGCAGAUAUCAAAGUAUGGAAUCCUCAUGUUGAAUCCGACGAUGAAUAUUCCACUUCUAGAAUCAGCCUCCGAAGUGGUCCUUGGUAUGAUUUUGAGAGCGUUGAAGCUGGUUGGGCGGUGAAUCCUGGUGUGUACGGAGAUAGACAAACUCGAUUAUUUGCUUAUUGGACUGUUGAUGCAUCAAAGAAAACAGGGUGUUUUGAUCUAACAUGCCCUGGAUUUGUUCAGACAAGCCAUGAAAUUGCUCUUGGUGCAGCCAUUUACCCUAUCUCUGUCUUCCGAGGUCUCCCAUAUCAGAUAACUCUCUUUAUAUUUAAGGAUCCAAACACAAACAAUCUAUGGGUUCAAUACGGUGAAAGAACCAACAUAGGGUAUUGGCCACCGAAGCUGUUCAAAACACUGACCUACGGUGCGGAAUGUGCCGAGUGGGGCGGCGAUGUUUACAGCUCAAAGUUGGAGCAAGUUCCCCACACGGAAACACAAAUGGGCAACGGUAAUUUCCCGGAUUAUAUCGACGGGAAUUCAGGGUAUAUGAAAAGAAUGAGGAUUCUCGACAUAUCGCUCAACUUGAAAUUCCCGGAAUGGGUGGGCACUUACGCAGAUGAAUAUUGGUGUUAUCAAUCUCAAUAUGUUUCGGAUUAUGUUGUAGAUCCUGAGUUUUAUUUUGGUGGCCCUGGAAGGAAUGAUAUGUGUCCUUGA